This is a messenger RNA of Eimeria necatrix, 2040 nucleotides long. RefSeq lists its product as hypothetical. Bases 1 to 2040 code for a protein of 679 amino acids. The transcript has 7 exons. The record is from RefSeq and is a predicted model, not a curated record. NCBI's taxonomy places the organism in Eukaryota, Apicomplexa, Conoidasida, Eucoccidiorida, Eimeriidae.
AUGGCAGCAGCAAUAGGGGGGCCCCCCCAGUACCCUGUCACAGCUGAUUUGGGGGCCCCCUUGGGGGCCCCCCUAGAGGGGCCCCCAGGGCCCCCGGGGCCCCCGGGGCCCCCAGAGACCCCGGGGGCCCCCGGGGGCCCCCUGGGGGCCCCCUUCUGGGUACAGAGUGGAGAGGGCCCCUAUGAGAUUAGUGAAGGUACUGGGGGGCCCCCCUGGGGGGCCCCCCAGGGGCUGCUGCUGCUGUUUUGCUGCUUCUUGAUUCUCUUUUUAUUAGUUUUGUUGAAGAAGAAGAAAGAGGGACUGGUUGUUAAGACUCAUUUGGCCUUUUCUUUUUUCCUUCUUUUUAUUUCUUCUCUUCGACUUCUUCGGGGGGCCCCCCACAAACUUCUUCAUUUCAAGGGGGCCCCCCAGUACCCUUUUUCAGCAGCCCCAGAGGGGCCCCCUGGGGGCCCCCCUGAAGGCCCCCUUGGGGCCCCCCUAGCACAGGGGCCCUUUGGGGGCCCCCUCGGGGGGCCCCUAGAGGGCCCCCUUGGGGGGCCCCUGGAGGGGCCCUUUGGGGGGCCCCUAGGAGAGCAAGCCCUAGGGGCCCCCCCGGGGGGCCCCCCUGGGGGGCCCCCCGGGGGGCCCCCCGGGGGGCCCUCUGGGGGCCCCCCUGGGGGGCCCCCUGGGCCAAACCAGGGGGGGCCCCCGGAGGCUUCUUUGGAUGACUCUGCCCUUAAGGGGCCCCCGGGGGGCCCCUCCUCAGGGGGCCCCCUCCAAGUGGACUUUUCUCCUUCUUUGGGGGCCCCCCUGGAGGGGGCCCCCUUGGAGGGGGCCCCCCUAGAGGGGCCCCCCGGGGGGGCCCCCUUGGAGGGGGCCCCGCUGGAGGGGCCCCCCGGGGGGGCCCCCUUGGAGGGGCCCCCUGGGGGGGCCCCAAGGGGGGCCCCCUCCUGGGGGAGGGGCCUCCUGGGUUCACUUUAUGACUUUUUUGCUGCAUGCGUUUUGAACUGGAAAAGGCUGCUUUGUUUUGCUGCUGCUGCUUUGCUGCUGCUGCGGGCUUCUAUGGGGGUGGCUUUGCUGACAGCCCCCGUGGGCCCCACAGCAGCAGCAGCAGCAGCAGCAGCAGCAGCAGCAGCAGCAGCGGAGCGAAGGCUGGCGCUGGAGGGAGCCACGGAGGAGCCCGCCGCAGUAGCCGAGCCAGCAGCAGCAGCAGCAGCAGCAGCAGCAGCAGCAGCAGCAGCAGCACAGGGGGCCCCCCUAAUAUCUGUGCUAGCAGCAGAAGGCUAUGUGUGGAGGGGCCCUCGAAGCAAAGCAGCAUGGAGAUUCAGUUUGCUGCUGCAGCUGCUGCAGUUGGUGGUGCUUCCUUGUGCUGCUGCUGCUUGGUGGGCAGCAUCCCCUUCUGCUGCAGCGGCAGCACUGUGGCUGUCUGGCCCCUCUUUGCCCUCAAGAGCAGCAGCAGCAGCAGCAGCAGCAGCAGCAGCAACGGGAGCUGCAGGAGCAGCAGCAGCAGCAUUUGAAGCUGUGAAUCCGUCUUUGUUGGUUUGCUGGUCGCUGCUGCUGUCGCUGCCGCUGCGGCUGCUGCCUUCGUUUGCUGCAGCAGCAGCAGCAAUUUACAGUUGCUGCUGCAGCGCAGCAGUGGCCCGCCUUAUGGCAAUACUUGGCAGCAGCAGCAGCGGGCCGCUGUGGGGCUCCGCAGAUUUGCUGCUGCUGCUGCUGCUGGCAGCAGAUUCUGCUGGGCUAAUUGACUGGCUGCUCAACACUGGUCCACAGCAGCAGCUGCUGCUGCAGGAGCUGCUGCUGCAGCAGCAGCAGCAAAAGGCCAGCUUUUCAGGCGCCCCGCCCAAAGCCCGUACCCAAAGACGUUUGCUGCAGCGCGCAGCUCCUCUAAUCACAGAAGUGCCCAGAGGAGAAGUCCAGGGCACAGCUGUCUCUCUCUUUCGCGACAGAGAUGGAGAUGAGGCCUUCGAGUUUUUCUCUGUCGACGCCACUGGACGGCCCUGCAAAGUGCCAGUUGCUGCUCUGCAGUGCCUCGGGCGGCGGCCAUUACCCAUGUUGCUUUAA